Messenger RNA from Galendromus occidentalis (western predatory mite), 3855 nucleotides. RefSeq names its product canalicular multispecific organic anion transporter 2-like. The transcript has 17 exons. Gene Ontology annotation, cellular component: membrane. NCBI's taxonomy places the organism in Eukaryota, Metazoa, Arthropoda, Arachnida, Mesostigmata, Phytoseiidae. The record is from RefSeq and is a predicted model, not a curated record. Gene Ontology annotation, biological process: transmembrane transport. Gene Ontology annotation, molecular function: ATP hydrolysis activity; ABC-type transporter activity; ATP binding. Bases 1 to 3855 code for a protein of 1284 amino acids.
AUGGGCAGCGACGGUGAUGAAGACCUCGAGUUCCCGGCUGAGGCCAGGACACGCAUUACUCGGAAGAAUACGCCCUUAAUCCAUCACGUGACCUUCUCUAACUUCAAUGAGUUCAUGAGAGCCUGCGUCAAAGGGGAGGCACGGCUUCAGCAUCUGAUUCCCAUGAACAUAAAUUUCUCCGCUAAAGUUUGCUACGAAAGAUUCUUGUACUGCUCCAAAGAAGAUGACAAUCGAGAUACAGAGUCGUCUAGUUCCGAGCCGGCCCAGAAAAAGAAAGCUUUGUGGAAGAAACUUCUCUACUCCUUCCAUCACUUCCUUCUAUGCAUCCUGUGUGUGCAAGUCGGGCUCUGUGUCACCUUUGCGGCCCCAGCCUACGUCGUGAAACAGAUCAUACGGAGCUCCGAAACCGCGACUUCGUCGACGUAUUUGUGGGCUGUGAUCUUGUGCAUAUUGACAGCAGGGUACUCGAUUUUCACAAACCACAAUCACUAUCGGAUGUAUUAUGGAGCACUCCAGCAAAGAGCAGCUCUGCUGACAGCUUUGUAUGACAAGGUCACAUGUAUGUUUCAGUGCCUACGAAUCCAUCCCGACGCAAGGCAUCGUUACGGCGCAGGCGACAUACUCAAUCUGGCCUCGAUCGAUGUCGCCCAGGUGUUCUUGUUCACGCAGUAUUGCGGCAUGGCGAUCGGAAUUCCGAUAAGAACGUGCAUCUCAUGUCUCAUGGUAUACUAUUUGUUGGGUCCAGGGGCCUAUGGUGCCGCUGGGAGUAUUCUGCUGAUGAUGCCUUUGUCGUUCUACGUGGCGUACAGACUACAAAUUAUCAACCGAGAGAUUCUGAUUGAGAAGGAUAAGAGAAUGAGCACGACGAGCGAACUCUUCAGCAGUAUGAAAAUCAUCAAGUUAUUCGCUUGGGAGGAAGCGUUCAUGGAGAAAAUCAUGAAAGUUCGAGAAAUCGAGGGCAAGGUACUCGAGAAGUUUCUCUACGGGGAAUCAAUUGCCAUUCUCAUCUGGAACAGCAGUCCAUUCGUCGUGGCUUUGGCAACGUACACCUGCUUCCUACUAUUCGACGGUAACGCCGUCCUACGGGCCGAUGCGGCCUUCACUGCGAUGCUGAUUUUCGGUAUACUCCGCUUCUACUUCAUAUACCUGCCUGCUGUGCUGUCCAAACUCGUACAGGCAAGGGUUGCUCUCCAACGGAUCGAACAAUUCCUCAACUGUGAAGAUCUCGUCGAAGGACCCGACCGCGUUGUGGAAGAUGAUGAUGUCGUGAUAGACAUCCGAGAAGCUACCUUCGCUUGGGGCCAGGAAGUCAGUCUGAAAGACAUAGAUCUCAGGGUCAAGCGAGGCGAGCUGAUCGCGGUGUUGGGUCAGAUUGGAACUGGGAAAUCCUCGCUGCUCUCCGCCAUGCUGGGAGAGAUGAAUCAAGUCGGUGGGUCGAUAGCCAUCAGAGACGUGAAGAUCGCUUACGUGCCCCAGCAAGCUUGGAUCCAGAGUGGAACGGUUCGGCAGAACAUACUCUUCAGGAAUCAGUUAGACAAGCACUACUACUCGAAGGUUAUCAAGAACUGCGCCCUUCGGCCCGACAUCAGACUUCUCAUUGACGGCGAUCAAACCGAAGUUGGAGAUCGAGGAAUGAAUCUGUCAGGGGGUCAGAAGCAGAGGAUCAGCAUCGCUCGAGCGGUCUAUCAUCAGGCCGAAUUGUAUUUAUUCGAUGAUCCUCUGAGCGCUUUGGAUGCCCAUGUGGCCGACGUGAUAUUCCGCGACGUUAUCAGCAACAGGGGAAUGUUGCGCCACACGACCCGGAUAAUAGCGACCCACAACGAGUCGAUACUGCCAAUGUGUGACCGUGUUCUGGUCUUGGACCAUGGCAAAAUAAUAGCUUCAGGAACAUUCAACGAACUCGCCAGUGUAUUGAAUAUGAGGAGAAGGUCAAGUGUGAUACCGCGAGACUCCGAAGACGUGCCGAAGUCCACGUUGAUGCUCACUUUCUUGAAGACACCGGCGACCACGUCACCUGCCGAUGAAGACCAGGAUUUCAAAUUCCAUAUCGAGGACGAAGUCAAACGAGGCGGUGACAUCAACUGGGGCGUCUACCAGACCAUGGCGCAACAUUUUGGCAUGAAACCUCUGAUCGCGGUCGCUACUCUUUACGUACUUUUCCGAGUUCUAGAUAUCGGAGGCAUUGUCUGGAUCAGGCAUUGGACGGGCGGCAUCGAGGAUCUGGUUCGAUACAACCAGAGCAGCGAGAAUUUCAAUUUCCACGAAAGCUACAAGGCGCAAACCUCUCAUGGCCUUACGAUCUUCGCCUUCAUAGGAUUAGGGGCGGGUGCAUCCACAUUGAUCGGCUUCCUGGUUCUAGCAAACUCAUGUCACCGAGUUUCUAUGAACCUGCACCAAACCAUGUUGAAGUCUAUGCUGCACGCGCCAUUGUCGUUCUUCGAUUUGACACCCGUCGGACGAAUCAUCAACCGCUUCAGCAAAGAUGUCACCGUCAUGGAUAUGGAGCUGUAUCAGAUUUUCGAUGACUACCUCGGAUUCUUGCUCUCCAUCUUGGGCUGCGUCGUUCUGGUCUUCGUCGAGUUGCAUAUCAUGAUAUUGGCCCUGGUUCCCGCGGUCCUGAUAUUCAUUUACAUAAGGUCAAUUUAUCUGCAAGCAGCUCGCCAGUCGAAACGUCUGAUGCUCAUGUGCAGAUCUCCGGUUUUGAAUGACUUCUCGGAAGUUCUGAGUGGCGUCUCGGUCAUCAGAGCGUACAAAGCCGAGAACAUGCUGCUGAUCCGCAAUCAUCUUCGAGUGGAUGUCAGUCAGAACACUAUGCUGCACAACUUGAUAACAGUGAGAUGGGCAGCGGUUAGAGUCGACGCCCUGAAUGCCUUGUUCAUGUUUUUCAUGAUCUCGAUCAUACUCCUCAACGGGAGGGAACUCGGCAUGGGAACAGCUGGUCUGCUGAUAUCCUACACUAUGACGGUCACGCGCUUCAUGGCUCGUUUCAUCGAAUCCUCGACCCUGCUAGAAAGCGCCGUUGUCUCAGCGGAGCGUUUGUUCGAAUACGGCGAGAUACCCUCCGAAGCGCCCUGGGAGAUAGAAUCCGCAACGCCUCCCACCGACUGGCCGCAUGCCGGCGUGGUCGACUUCGAGAACUACUCGUGUCGCUACAGAGAAGGGACUCCACUCGUGCUCAACAACCUCAAUCUCCAUAUCGAUGCUGGCAAGAAAGUCGGCGUCGUUGGACGCACCGGGGCCGGCAAGAGCUCCCUCACUCUAGCUUUGUUUCGAAUACUUGAAGCGUCCGAGGGUCGCAUACGGAUCGAUGGCAUCGAUACCUCGACGUUGGGCUUGCACACUCUCAGGAAGCGGCUCACGAUGAUUCCUCAGGAUCCGAUUCUUUUCCGCGGAACCCUGAGGAGCAAUCUCGAUCCCGACCAUGAAUUCUCUGAUGAACUGGUGGAGGAGGCGGCUCGAGCAGCUCAUCUGAGAAAGGAUCUGAAACUGACAUCGGAAAUCAGCGAAGAGGGCUCGAACAUUUCACUCGGUGAGCGUCAAUUGGUCUGUCUGGGCAGAGCUCUGCUGCGGAAAUCGAAGAUACUCGUUUUGGAUGAAGCCACGGCGGCUGUCGAUGCGGCGACCGAUGCUCUCAUUCAGAGGACCAUCCGGAAUGUAUUCGAAUCUUCGACGGUGAUCACGAUCGCUCAUCGGCUUCAGACGAUCCUCGACUACGAUACAGUCAUCGUGAUGAGUGCCGGGGAAAUAAUAGAGAAAGGAUGUCCAAGGGACCUAAUAGAGGAUAGGAACUCGACCUUCCACGGCAUGGCUAAAGAUGCCGGUUUGGUGACAAGAGGAUCCAUUCCCACCAGCUGA